Lucilia sericata (common green bottle fly) is the source of this 3216-nucleotide messenger RNA. RefSeq names its product reticulocyte-binding protein 2 (gene Gp150). The record is from RefSeq and is a predicted model, not a curated record. The transcript is spliced from 6 exons. NCBI's taxonomy places the organism in Eukaryota, Metazoa, Arthropoda, Insecta, Diptera, Calliphoridae. The coding region runs from base 78 to 3194 and encodes 1038 amino acids. Gene Ontology annotation, cellular component: extracellular matrix. Gene Ontology annotation, molecular function: protein binding.
ACAGAUACAGAUUUGGCUUUUAAAACAGAAUUUCAAAACAAAUAAUUAUUAAUUAUAAGAUUUCAAAACACUCCAGUAUGUCACGCCAGUCAAGACUGGUGCUACUGUUACUCCUCUCCAUAGGGGUUUUUCAGUUAGCACUCACCAGUUCCAUCAAUCCCCUUAAAAUUGUACACGAUGAUGUACCGGACAAUCAAUUGGACCUCGAUGACGAUUUGACUGCUGUAGAAGAAAAGCAUGUGAGAAUUUCAACGCCGAAAGUAAAGGAAACACCCUUGCCCACAACAACAAGUGAAAAGAGUCGUAACGCUAUGGGCAGUAGUACGCAAAAAACUCUUAGUGACAAUAUGUUAAAUGAUUUGAUGGAAGCUUCUAAACAUUCCGAAGCCUUGUCCAAGGAUGAAAGAUUCAAACAGUUAUUGGCUAAAAAAUUAAAUUCAACUGCUAGCACUACAGCAGAACCUGUUGAUGAUUCUUACGAUGAUGAGUAUGAUAAUUACGAUGAUUAUGAUUACGAUAUGAAUUAUGAUCAAUCCAAUAAGAAAGCGAAAAACAAGGAGAAAUUGGCCAAGAAACCCAUUGAAAUGAAACCGAUUAAGGAAGAUAUCAAGACUUCCACUGCUAAAGCCCCCGUUGAGGACAAUAAGGAAUCGAAUAAUAUUGAAUUCCAUGAUGACAACACAGUAAAUGAGGACGAUGAAGAUGAUGAUGACGACUAUGAUGAUGAAGACGAUGAUGAAUUUGAGAAUGACAAUGACAUCAAGGAUGAAGAAGAAGUUGUCUUUAGUGAAGAUGUACCCUGUCCACGUUACUGUACUUGCGAACGUAAUGCCAAUAGUUAUUUGGUAGCCUAUUGUAGUCGCAUUGAUACCGGUACCCAAAAAUUCGGCAAAGAUAUUACUGAUUUAGUGGUAACCGAUGUUGGUCCUAUGUAUCCCAUUUUAUUGGGUCCUAAUUUCUUUGUGGACUUGGGUUUGAAACAUGUUUCCACUAUUAAGAUUGCCAACUGUACCAUUGAGUAUUUGCAUCCGGAUGCCUUCAAUGGUUUGGAUGAAUUAUUCUCGGUCAAUUUCACCAACGUUGGUUUGGCCAUUAUCAAUCCUGAUACUUUUGCCAAGAACAAGAAAUUGCGUUUGUUGACCAUAUCUGGCAAUGAUUUGAGUGUUAUGUCUAGUGUUCAUUAUUUGUUGAAGUCUUCCAGCAUUGAAGAAUUGGAUUUAUCACGCAACAAUUUAAUGGAACUUAAUCCCAAUGCCUUCUCCCAAUUGACCAACAUUAUUUACAUUAAUUUGUCUCAAAACAAUUUACAGAAAAUCCCCGAAGGUGUCUUUGAUAAAUUGGAAACUAUUGAAGAAUUAGAUCUUUCCUAUAACUCUUUGAAAACUUUGCCACCCACCAUCUUCAACCAAACCGCUUUGGCUAUUUUACACUUGAAAUACAAUUCCAUUACUAAUGAUUUGAAAUUCGGUACUUCCGAUUUGCAACAAUUGGACUUAAGUUUCAAUCAAAUACACACUGUUCAUCAUGGCAUGUUCGAUAAGAUGACUGGUCUAACAAAUUUGAAUUUGAAGGGCAAUGGUUUGACCAAGAUACAACCCGAUUCCUUUAUGACUUUGAAGAAUUUGAGACACAUUGAUUUGUCCAUUAACGAAUUGGAUCAAGUGUCAAGCAUGAUCUUCUUUAAGAAUUCUGAACUGGAUGUGAUUAGAUUGAAUGACAAUCCCAGAUUGAGUCAAUUGCCUACUGAUGGUUUCCGCAGUUAUAAUGGUUAUUUCACUGUUUACUAUUUGGAUAUAUCCAAUUGUGCUAUUGGUGCCUUGGGCCAUAAGACCUUCUCCACUAUGCCUCAUUUGGCCACUUUGAAAUUGGCCUGGAAUAAUAUUAAUAACUUGGAAAGAGAUACUUUUGCCAGUUUGAAGAAAUUGAUUGAUUUGGAUUUGAGCAAUAACUUAAUUGCCAAAUUGGAUGAAUUGAUCUUUAUGAAUAACAACGACUUGACCAAAUUGAAUUUGGCUGGCAAUCCCAUACACAAACUCUCCGUACGCCUAUUCUUGCCCUUGAGUAAAUUGCGUGAAUUGGAUGUUAGCGAUUGUGAAUUGAAGACCCUGUUGACCGACAACCAAUUUGGUGUGGGACGCAAAUACAAAUUCUAUGAAACUUUGAAAUCAUUCAAUGCCUCCUCUAAUCAAAUACACAAAAUACACUCCAAUGAUGUGCGCAAUUUCAAGAACUUAAGAAGCCUAGACAUUAGUCAUAAUCCCUUGAAAUGUAAUGAAGAUUUCCAGGACUUUAUAAGCUAUGUUUCUCUUAAUCACCAAUUGAUGCCACACUCUAUGCCCACUUUGGCCAAUUUGGAAUUGGGCGAUAGUCAACAGAUUGAAAUACAAAGUCAAGCCGGUUGGGCUUCUUUGGCUCAUGAGGUCUGCAAACAUGAAGAUUUGACACACAAAAAGAAUAUGGGCGGUAAUAAGUUCGAGAAACGUUUACAAAAGGCCGAUAAGGAUUUGGAUGAAGAUGCCAAGAACUUAUUGAACAUUAUGGAAAAUAAUAAAUUGCAAAAGAUUUUGAAGGAUUCACAUCAUGAGGUCUUAAUGAAUGAGGAUGAUAUUAAUGCCGCCGAAGAGGAGAAGGAUGAAGACGAAUCUGAGUAUGAUGAAGAUGAUGGUGAAGACGAUGAUGACGAGGAUGACAAUGCUGAUAAUAAUCAAGAUGAUUACGAUGAUUAUGAAAAGAAGGCUGAAAUUUCCAAAAAGAUUAUCGAUCAUGGUAUACGUGUAGAAGAGAUCGAUUUGAGUAAAGAAACCAAUGAUCGUUUCUUAUUGGAUAAAUUUAUUGCCGAUCGCAAAAAGCAUUUGGAGCACAACGAUGACGAUGAGGAAGAUGAUGACGAAGAGGAUGAUGAUGAUGAUGACAAUGAUGAGGAAUACAUUAUUGAACGUGGUCACAUUUACUAUAGUGGUUAUAAAUUCUUAGUGCCCAUCAUUAUAAUAAUCACCAGUGUGAUUAUAUUACUCAUAGUUAUUGCCAAAAUCAUAUCGAUGAUUAUGCGCAAACGUGGCGAACGUUAUCGUAUGUCACUAUUACAGGCUCAUACAAAUUCCAUUGUAUAUCAAAAACUUACCGAAGACAUUAAGCCACCCAAAGAGCCUAAACAACCUAAAGUACAUCAAUAUACUCCCAUCAAUCAAGUUUAGAAUCAAUAAUACACACACAGAA